AGGGCUGAAUUCCGAAUGAAAAGAGAAAAGAUGCAAGUGCUGGUGUCUAAUUUCACAGAAGAUCAGCUGGACAGAUACGAAAUGUACAGGCGGUCAGCGUUCCCGAAAGCGGCCAUCAAACGUUUGAUGCAAACCAUUACCGGCUGUUCAAUAUCUCAAAACGUGGUCAUCGCUAUGGCUGGCAUCGCCAAAGUUUUCGUCGGCGAAGUAGUUGAAGAAGCUCUUGACGUCAUGGAGCAAUGGGGCGAUAGCGGUCCACUUCAGCCCAAGCACUUGAGAGAGGCCGUCAGAAGAGUGAGGAAUCGAGGAGGCAUCCCGGGAUCGAAACCGUUCGCCAAAGCCUUUUGAAACCUUAACUUUGCGUCGAACUCAACUGUCCUGUCAGUCUCAUUUAUCUUGUGUAAACUUUCGAAAAAUAAAAAAAUAAAAUAAAGAUUC
This is a messenger RNA of Daphnia pulicaria, 438 nucleotides long. It is a transcript of the gene Taf11, whose product is annotated as transcription initiation factor TFIID subunit 11-like. Gene Ontology annotation, biological process: RNA polymerase II preinitiation complex assembly; transcription initiation at RNA polymerase II promoter. NCBI's taxonomy places the organism in Eukaryota, Metazoa, Arthropoda, Branchiopoda, Diplostraca, Daphniidae. Gene Ontology annotation, molecular function: protein heterodimerization activity; transcription coactivator activity. The record is from RefSeq and is a predicted model, not a curated record. The coding region runs from base 16 to 348 and encodes 110 amino acids. Gene Ontology annotation, cellular component: transcription factor TFIID complex; nucleus. The transcript is spliced from 3 exons.